AUGCCGAAGUUAUUCAAAGGAAAAGAGAAAGAAGAGAAUGAAGAAGAAGAUCGAAGGAAAAUUCUUCCGUCCAUGAAUUUACCGAAUAUUGACAGAACUAAGUUGAAAAGAUCUCUGAAAUGCUUGAAAUGGGUCCAGAAAAAAAUUCAGAAGAAAGGAGCUGCUUUUCCGCUGUUCAUGAUACUUCUGAAUGCCCUCUAUCUCACACUCGGAGGUUUAAUAUUUAUGGCGCUCGAAAGAAGACCCAAAGUCGUUGUAAAUACAACACAAGAGUUGGUAGAAAUUUUCGAUGUUUUGAAGGUAAGUUUGCUUGACAGAGGCGCGCGCGCCAUUGAUAAUUUGACACAAUUUCUAGAACGGUUUUAGUGGAUUUUUGAUCAUUUGGGGCAAAAGCAGAUCAAAGUUUUUGCUGUACCACUCUACUUAAAGAAUGUACACAAAUAAAAACAUAUGACAUUUCUGAGCCAUUUAUUAUUUAAACCUUGCUUCAAUACCGCGGAUUGAAGCACAACAAACAGUGCAAUCUCUGAAGCGUAAUUAUAAGUGCCAUCUAUCCAUUUAAAUAUAUCGCAGCAAAACAUUGAUUAACUUUAAAACUAUGGUAGGCACUUCAUUUUAUAUAUGCAUAUUUUUAGUUCCAUAAUUUUUUGUACGCUGAAAGAGUCUUGACUAUAAAUUCCAUUAGAUCAAAGCUUAGCAUAUCCAUUUUUAAUGAGCGCGUCGCCCGUUACGCUUGUAGGCAAGAAUAAAAGACAGCUUUAACCUUGGAAAGUGCUUCUGCGACAUCCAAAAAAGUUUACAAGCAAACUUCAAAACAAGAAUUAGUUUAUACCAAAAAAGAGAAUCUUUUCCAAAUUGGCGCGCGCAAGGUAUUAAGACGUUUCUCAGAUGAUUUUCUGUUGUUAGGAAUUGCCCAAGCGCUUCAAACUACGCAAAUUUUUAUUUUGUGUAUAAAACUUUACGCAGUACUCGUCAUCGUAAUACUUUAAAAGUAAAUAACAUCAUUGUCUUUUUUUUCUCAAUGAAAAGUAUGUUGCUGUCAACUGACUCCGAAUAAAUACCUGUAUUUCAUUAUUAUACUUUUUGUCAACCUGAAUUUGCACAAAAUCUUAGUAUAGUGAAUCUCUAUCUUGCUGUUUUAUUUACUUAUGAACUUGAAUAAAAUUAAAACAAAAGGGCGGCUUGAAGAAUUCCCUGUCAUAAUCAGCUGUUUUGAAAAAGAGAACUCUUUUCUAAUUUUAAAAACUCGUGUGUGGAAGACACCAGCCAUUUCUUGUUCGUGCAUCGUUUGAAAAUGUUUCGUGGUGCUUUUUUGCGAAAACGUAACUUCAUGAAUACUUAACUUGCACUUAAAGAAUGGCUAAUUGUGAAAAAUAGACAUUCUACACAAUUGUUCGAUAAAGACAUCGGUUUCUUUACUCGUUGAGACUUAAACUGUUUUUGUUCAAAUCACCUCCGUACCCGAUUUAUAACUAAACGCAAAAUCCUUCGAUUUCAAACAUUACUCAAAAACGCGUUUCCAUUGAGUAAAAAAAACUCUUCCUUUAAUUGAAAAUCCGCUUACAAAAAGGAAGGAGUGGUAAUUAAAUUUCUUUUUGAUCGUUCUGUAAUUAACUUGUUUUCUCAGUUUUCGACACACUUAAACGCCCUUUCUGGAAAGCUUGUCUCUUCUCCAGGAAAAUAAAUAGUCAUCUUCGUGCAACGGAAGGCAAAACAACUCAAAAAGUCAUCUGUUUAGUUGAAAAUAGCGCAGUGCGCACAACUAAUUACACACGAAUAUACAUAAGAAACACACAGUGUAGUGUGGGAAAUUGGCACGAAGGCUUAACAAGUUUGUUUGGUAGUUGCACGUAAGCAACAACAAUGCAAGCAACGUGUAUAUCUUGGGCAAGCCAAUUAGGAUACAUUAAUUUUUAUAUUAGCCAAUCACGAAAGAGAAUUAAAUCAGGCUGGAGCAACGGGUCCGUCCGCUGGACAAGGCCAACGCGGUCUCUAGAAACGAGAUUCAACAACCUGUGUAUAGAAGACCCCACUGUCUACAAGAUUUGUUUUUGUUAUUCAAAUGUGUAACGAGUAAAUCAAAAGAAUAUUUUGUUUCAAGAACCAAUGCGCCUCUGGUAGGCACAUUAAUAUAUGAUAGGUGUCGUCAGAGUGAGCAUCACUAUUGCAUCAGUUUUCCAGUACUUGUCACCACUUUUAAAGUUUGAAUAGUGCAUCAGAUUAUCGGUUUUAUUAUAAAAGUUACUGCUUAAGAUUGUUUAAAACCUAGUUAAGCUGUUACUGUGAUCUUAUAAAUCCACUAUCCUUUACCAAAGCUGCGUUCGACGUUAUGAGACCACAACCUCUAAUCUUAGGAUUCCUAUAGUAAAACACGAUCAACUGACUGAAGAUGAACAGUUUGCACAAUGGCAAAAGAUUUUGUGCCUUAUGCGAUGCCCGGGUAACUGACAACUGUGAUCUCGCAAAAACCUAAGUCUCCGUCGCCAAGAAUCAUUGUCAACUUCAAGUUGUGUCACGUAAAAAACCAGGUUGACGUUCGACGUUUCCAUGCCCGCUUCGGACUUUUGUAGUGUCGUAAUAUGAUUUUCUUUUAAACAUAUAGAUUUCUACGAUCACUUCUCAUUUUUUUGGACCAAGCUCGAGGGUGAAUAAAACAUUUUAAAUAUGAAGCCGUUUAAGCGAAGAGCAUAGAAAGAAUGUUUAUUCAAUUUUUUUUUCAUGACCUUUACCCAGUUUUGAACUAAAGCUUGGCUUUAAAGCUAAAAAAUUUAACGCACUCACUAAUCUAUGAUUCCUACUAAUUUAAGCUUUAUUUGAUUCAGUGUUUCCUUUUUCUACUUUUCCGGCAGAGUUCCGACUUUGGACAGAAGACAUUGCCCACUCCAGUCGACAGUUUAGUACGAAAUUUUACAUCACAGGAUCUAGAGAAAUUCGAAGGUGUUCUAGCUGAAAUAAGUAAUACGCGCACUGCUGCCACUAAAGCUGAGUGGAACCUUUAUAACUCCAUAUUCUUUUGUAUGACAGUAACGACGACAAUUGGUAAGUCAUGUAUCCACUACUUUAGAAACGAGAAUGGGACUUGAGCCGAAUUGUGUUCCGUAAUUAUUUUUGGGAUCGUUAUGAGGGACGCCCCGGUCAGCUAUAGUCCACUUCGGAAAAGAGUGAUAGCCUGGGACCCAAACUAAGCGCGCGUGUAUUUAUGGGAUUGUCUGGGGGGGGGGGGGCAAAGUGAGCAGCCACUUGGUAUUAUGUCGAGGCAUGCAACUUGUUGAGUGCCUUUGUGCCCAAAUAACUUCAGAAACUCCCCUGGUCUGGCAUUCUAUAGAAUACCAAAAACAACACAUAUACAGCGAGAAUAUGUAAGUUUGUUUCGGAACGCUAAUUUGAAGCUGAACUCCGUUAGCACAGGGAUUUGCAUCCUUCUAGUUUUUCUCGACGUAAAAUCUCCCAGGCACAUCUUCCUUCAGCUUCACAUUUUCAUGUUUUUUUCCCUUUUCCAUUCCACCUUCGUUUUUGUUAUUUUGAGUUGUUUUAACUCCGCUUAAAUAUUUCACAUGGCUUUCUGCCAUGUUUGUUUACAUCCACGUCCCCCCAAAUAACAGGGAGCUUUAGCAACGACGACGGCGACGGCAAAGAGGACGUCGAAAAAGCAAUAGGUUUAUUACUCAAAACAACAACGUUGCACGUGUAUCACGCUUUUUUGUACAUUUCUUUACCGUCCUUGCGCUACUACGAUGUGAAAAUGCUUAGUUGCAAGUUUUAUGGAGGACGUAAACAAGCCACGACGAAUCUCUUUUUCUCUCUCUAAACUUGAGUGCGGUCCUCAAGAAACCAACUCCAGGGAAAUUCGCCUACACUUGCCAUUUUCAGCAAAUUGCAAUAAAUGCGACAAAGAUUGAAAAAACGGAAAUUCAUUUUAAAACUGGCGUUUUCGCUGCAGUUGCCGUCGUCGAUGCUAAAGCUCCCUAAUCUUAUAAAUGCGCGCGCGGCUAGUUAGGGUUCCAGGCCAGCUAUCACUCUUUUCCGAAGUGAGCUAUUGGCCAAUUUUUUCCCUGUCCUUAGCGGCAGUCCCGGAAGUCUUUGCCAAAAUUCACUAGGCCCUGUUUCCUUCUGGUUUGCAAAGUGGCGAAUAGACUACGUACGAAUAGCUCCUUUUAUCUUUUAAUGUAGCCAACGCCUAGAAAAAAGACAGUUUCACUUAUUUACUUAUUUACUUCUCAGGAGAGAAAUGUGGUUUUAACUUAAGUUUAACAUGUACGAUUGUGGGUAAGAGUUUCAGCCGUACAUUUUAAUCGGCAGUCUGAAAUGGGGCCCGGAAAUGUCCGAAUUAAGUUGUAAAAAGGGGUCAGGGAUCUUUUAAUUUUGUUCCGAGAAAAGGACAGCAGAGGAAAGAAAGCAGACAAUAGAUACUAAUUAAUGCGAUAAUGAUUAGCAAAGUUUUCGCUAAAUUUGUAUAUAAGGCCCGCAGCGCUUGUACUCAGAUCAAACUCAUAUUCAUCUUCUUUCGGAGUAUGCCGGAAUGAUUUGUACCACAGUUUCCACACGUGCCCACUCUGCGAGUGGUAAAUGAAACUGCUAGGCGAAGAGAAUAUGGAAACUCUUACAUUUGUAUUCAAUUUCUCUUUUCUUUUAGGUUAUGGAAGUUUAGCCCCUGCAACCGCUUGGGGCCGCGUCAUUUGUGUCAUCUACGCUUUAUUAGGAAUUCCGCUGACUUUGGCACUGCUGGCUAUCGUCGGUAAAAUUCUCGGCGACUACAUAAACGACGCAUGCGCAUUCAUGUUGAAGUGGUACAGAAAAGUGCACAAAUCUUACGAAUAUGAGAGAACGUAAGUUGUUUAUUAUUAUUGGGAUCAUUAAUAGAGCGUUUUCAGUCACGUGGCUAGUAGCUAUACAAAUUCAUUGAAGGAAGCGUUUGCAUAAGAAAGAAUUCAACUCCCAUGGGACUGGUUUGGGGCACCAACAUGGCGGAAGUGAUGUCAUUGGGACGGGAAAGGCACUUAUUUUAGGGGCUACUCAGUUGUUAUUUCGCCGAGGCGAUGAGCACGCAUUCGGAGCGCAUAAUAGCCAACAGCUAAGCAAAUUUGUUGGAACAAAACAAAGCUUUUACAUAGGUCUAAGAAAAAGGUUCAUAUCCUUCAAGACGCCAACAUGACCGCCGUUUCAUUGAAUGUUUAGUUAAGGUAAAAAAAAAACACUGCAAAAACCGUAUACGAUCAGUCUUGCUCAACGUCGGAUCCAAAAAGAUCGUGAUCAGACAAAAUAGAUCAAAUUGAAAACGUUACAGUCAAGAAGAGUUUUGCAGGGACUGAUCAAACAACGCGGAAUAGAGUUAAGUUGCGAUAGUUCGACUGGCCAAGGACAAAAUGGCGGACGUAACGUCAUGUCAAAACGGUCUUUUUGAUUUUUAUUUAUUUAUUCAGGGUUCAAGAAGGCGAUGGGGAAGGACAAGUUGACGCGCCUCUAUGGAUGGGAUUGCUAAUCCUUGUGUUCUUUACCGCGCUCAUGGCAGGACUUUUCUGUUGGAUCGAGGGUUGGGAUUUUGGUACCUCGUUAUAUUUUCAGUACAUUACUUACCUCACCAUUGGAUUUGGAGAUGUAGUACCAGCGAAAGAACAGGUAAAGAUACACGCUGUUAAUAACCCUGACCUACCGAGAGUCCGAAAUAAGUGUUUCAGGAUCAGGGAUUUGCCUUAUUUGAAAGCCGGGAUUCGUAAUUUUAAAGCAAGAUGGAGGCGAAAUUUGGGAUUAAAAGUAUGGAUGGGUUGCGUGAUGCCAAAAAUAGCCAUUGGGAGUACGGGAUUGAGCGAAAAUUUGGGUCGGGAUGGCGCCAUUAAAAAAACCGAAUGAAGCCGUCUCUCCUCUGUACCCGCGGCUACACAUGUUUCGAUUCGCAGAAAAGAAACGUAUCUAGCGACGGGGAGCAAGAAGAGACGAUUGUAUCCUCAGUUUAUGUUUUUUUGUAACACUUUUUUUCCUUAGAUACCUUUUCAUUUUCUCUUGUUUUCCAGCUCGUCUUCGUGAAUAUUUUUCUUGUUUUCCUUGGCCUUUCCAUUCUAUCCAUAACACUGAGCAUGAUCGCUUCGAACAUUCAUCACCAAAUGCAGAAGGCCUCGUUUAUUGAAAAACUCAAAGAUACCGAGAUGUCCGAUACUUCCUCCGUAGUCAGCUCGGCUGUAGGGCUUGGUGACGAAGAAAAUGGCAAUGGUCGUGGAAACACGGGGCGGAGAGGGUCUGGUGACGACAGCGCAAUUGCCGCGAAGGACACAAAUGGCGGGAAAUCUUACGGCAGCACAGAGAGCAGUCCGUGA
Messenger RNA from Porites lobata, 6308 nucleotides. Lineage: Eukaryota; Metazoa; Cnidaria; Anthozoa; Scleractinia; Poritidae. The record is from the annotation of a GenBank genome assembly.